AACCUGCGUCAUCACUCUGUUUUUGUCCUAAAAAAGUGAUCUUGUAAAAGAUUUCAACUUCUUUCAUCAGUAUAAUCAUUAUCGUAAUUUUCGUUAUCUUGUAAUCCAUAAGCAAAGAACAAAUUUUGGUCUGAUGGGAAAGUAGACUUGGCCAAAAGAUAUGUUGGAAAGCUCUCCGGUGGCUGUGGCACUGUCUAUAUAUAUGGCCAUAUAUAUAUAUUGUACGUGUGUGUGUGUGUGAGCAUGUAGAGUCGGAGGAUAUAUAAUUAGGGCGGCUUUCUUUUUCUUUCAUUUUGCUUUUGAAAAGCAAACAAGAAGGCCUUAUUAUUCAUAUUGCCUUUAUCUUUCUUCUCUCAGUUCUCUGUCUCUUCCUACAUUUAUACUCUCUCUCUCUCCAUUCAAAAACUGCUGCUAUUAAACACCAAAGGGGUUGUUUAUUUAUACUUUUUAGGGGGUCAAACAUCCUAUCCAGUUUCCUGUUCUGACAUGAUCUGAAAAUUCAAUCAUGACGAGGUUAACACAUGAUUAUAGCUAUACAACGCAAAAGGAUGCGGUCUCUCCGGUGUCCACUGAUGUAUUUUUUGCCUCAAGUCGUUUCCCACAUUAUAAAAUUGGUGCUAACAAUCAAAUCGUGGAGGUAAAAGAAGACGCUGAAAUGUCGUCUAUGAAAGACAUGGUUGCACGAGAAACUGCCCUGUUGCUGGAGCAGCAGAAACGUCUUUCAGUGCGCGAUCUUGCUAGCAAAUUUGAGAAGGGUUUAGCUGCUGCUGCAAAGCUAUCUGAUGAGGCAAGGCUGAAAGAGGCAGUCUCUCUGGAGAAGCAUGUGCUUCUGAAGAAACUCAGGGAUGCGCUUGAAGCUCUGAGAGGGCGCGUAGCUGGCACAAACAAAGAUGACGUGGAAGAAGCUAUAGCUAUGGUUGAAGCUUUAGCAGUUCAUUUAACUCAGAGAGAAGGAGAGCUAAUUCAAGAGAAGGCUGAAGUCAAAAAGCUUGCAACUUUUUUGAAACAGGCUUCUGAAGAUGCUAAGAAACUUGUUGAUGAAGAAAGAGCUUUUGCACGGGCUGAAAUUGAGAAUGCUAGAACAGCAGUUCAGAGAGUAGAAGAGGCUCUUCAGGAACACGAACGAAUGUCACGAGCUUCAGGAAAACAGGACUUGGAUGAAUUGAUGAAGGAAGUUCAAGAGGCUAGGCGAAUCAAAAUGCUACAUCAACCUAGUAGGGUCAUGGAUAUGGAACAUGAGCUUCGAGCAUUGAGGAUCCAACUUGCUGAAAAGUCGAAGCAUUCACUACAGCUUCAGAAGGAGCUGGCAAUAACCAGGAAGGGUGAUAAAAACACGCCCCAUUUGUAUGACAUAGAUGGCACUGAGGCAUUAGGUUCAUUUUUGUUUAUAUAUCGAUGUUCUGAUAGUGCUCCAGAACUUUCAGAAUGUGCAAUUCAAUGGUAUCGUGCAACACCUGAGAGUGGCAAGAAGGAGCUUAUAUCAGGGGCCACCAAAUCUGUAUAUGCUCCUGAGCCUUGUGAUGUUGGACGAAUACUUCAAGCUGAUAUAUUGACUAAUGAUCAAGCAAUUACCAUAACAGCCUCUGGACCUAUCGAUCCUGCGGCAGGAUUGGGAAACUAUGUAGAAGCACUUGUGCGGAGGCAUGACACUGAGUUCAAUGUAGUCGUCAUCCAGAUGAAUGGUGCAGAUCAUGACUCGCAUGCCAUCCAUGUACUGCAUAUUGGAAAGAUGAGAAUGAAACUUUGCCGAGCCAAGACAACGCUCGUGAAAGAAUAUUAUUCCAAUUCAAUGCAGCUGUGUGGAGUUAGAGGUGGCGGCAAUGCUGCAGCCCAGGCUGUAUACUGGCAGGCAAAAGCAGGGCAUUCCUUCGUAUUAGCAUUUGAAUCGGACCGAGAAAGAAAUGCAGCUAUCAUGCUUGCAAGAAGAUUUGCAUUCGACUGUAACAUCACGCUAGUUGGGCCGGACGACAGAUCUUCUGCAGGAUCGUGAUCGACUGAUCUGACGAUAUUGCCGGAAAUGUAACCGUAGACAGGCCCUAAUGCAGUAUCUGUAAGUGCUGACUUGUUGUGGACUUGGCUCCUUUUUUUGGGUCCAUUUUUUUGGUGUCAGUUGCUAGGCCCUUUUUCAGUUGCCUUGAUCUGAUUUUCUUGGUAAUUUCUUUUUUAUGUUUUCUUGAUUUUUAACCAUCUUUUCAUUUGACUUUGAGCUUGGAAGAGAAAUGUGAUUGUGAGCAGUCUGAAUCUUUUAUGUAACGACGCUGCGUUGUAAAUAAACAGGGUUUGAGUUUGUAUUGUGGUGAGAAUUGGGUUCGAAAAGAAUAGUGAGAAUUUUGUACCAA
Messenger RNA from Salvia miltiorrhiza (redroot sage), 2339 nucleotides. Its product is annotated as stomatal closure-related actin-binding protein 1-like. The record is from RefSeq and is a predicted model, not a curated record. Bases 506 to 1990 code for a protein of 494 amino acids. Lineage: Eukaryota; Viridiplantae; Streptophyta; Magnoliopsida; Lamiales; Lamiaceae. Gene Ontology annotation, biological process: actin filament organization; regulation of stomatal movement. Gene Ontology annotation, molecular function: actin binding. The transcript has 13 exons.